AUGGAGAAAUUUCACCGUUUUAAGCCAAACUGCACUCUUCCUCAUGACGUGCCCGUUGGCUUCGUCAACGCACCAAACAUACGCACAACUAUGCAAAUCAUCUGGAGUUGCUUCAGUGUCAUCCUCCUCUGCACCUGGUCCAUUCUUCGUCCCAAUGUGCCACCCGAGCUCAAGCCCGAAGAACCGCAAUCGACCGAUCCCAUUUAUAAAAAGCUGUUUUCGAAACAAAAGAUUUACAAAACGCUAUUUCUUUUAUUCCGGAAAAUCUACUGGGCGGGCGUCAUGCUCAUUGCUCCGGAAUUCCUCACUACCUUUACGACGAAGAAGAUGUUUGGGACGAAAGCGAACGUUGCAAUACUGGAAGCGCUUGCGGGGAGCGACAUUGAGUGGGGUUUACAGCAGACUAUUCUUGCCGAUAUGGGAGGAAUCGUCAUUGACUUCUCGGACAUUGAAGACCAAGGUGUUGAGAAUGAGAAGUCCGGGUUGGAAAAGUCGCAAGGGAGUCGACCGAAUCAUGAGGUUCCAAGACCUAGCCGAGAAGAUGAUCGAGUUGUCUGUGAAGCGUUUAGGCCAUCUCAAGAAGCAAUCAGACCACGAAGAGACAUCGAAUCUCAGCCCCUUCGACAAUGUUCUGGAGACGAUUUCAUCACAAAAUUCAAGCAAAGGCAGAGCCAUUGGUUUGGAAAAUGCGAAAUUCCGUGGAAUCUACACGAACCGCAUGUAAAACACGCAAUCAAGGUGAAAAAGGCACUUGGUGAAAACCCACCAUACUGGAAGGUCCAAACUAUUGCCGCGCUGUCUGGAAGUUUAUGGACACUGGAUUCCAUGCAGCUUGCUGUUGCCGUAGAACACGGGAUCAUUACCCACUUGCCGGAUAUCAAGACAGCAGAGAUCGAGGACAGGAAUAAGUCGGAUGCUUUGGUAAAGGUCCUGGCUGUGAUUCAAGUCGUCUGGAUGGUCGUCCAGCUCUGCGCUCGAGUAUACUAUCGUCACCCAUUCGCGCCACUGGAGCUCGGCACUGUCGCAUUCUCAGCUACGGCAAUCAUCUUGUACAUUGUUGAAUGGGACAAGCCAAAGGAUAUCAACACUCCGGUAUAUGUGAAAGCCGCUUCAUCUAGUGUUUCCGAAGCUGCAUUCACGCAAAUUGUCGAAGCCGCUCCAUUUCCGUACAUGCAGGUUCCAUUCGUACAAUACAAGCACUAUUAUAUGCCUAGUGUUGCCUUUCAUCAGACUUUGGGGAAUCUGAAGAUCAUUGACACAAAGUCGUCUAUUGUUGCAAUGAUCACUGUUGUGACUUUUGGCGGGAUUCAUCUCCUAGCAUGGAAUCUUCAGUUUCCCACCCCCGUCGAAGGCUUGCUAUGGAAGAUAUCUGCCAUCAUGUCUAUUGCGUGCCCUGUUUUGUACGGCGGCAGUCAUUUGCCGGGAUUUGGAAAGAAUCCAAACGAAUCAACAAAAGUACAGUGGACAUUGAUAAAGGCAGUCGUUGGAUUUACCUUUUUGUUCUACUUUUUCGCUCGCUUAUACCUAAUUACGGAGAGCAUUCGGUCGCUGUAUUAUUUGCCACGGGGCGCUUACAUUGCGACUUGGACCGCUGAAUUUCCGCACCUGUCUUGA
Molecule: messenger RNA, 1614 nt
Organism: Trichoderma atroviride IMI 206040
Lineage: Eukaryota; Fungi; Ascomycota; Sordariomycetes; Hypocreales; Hypocreaceae
Source: RefSeq, a predicted model, not a curated record